Molecule: messenger RNA, 5672 nt
Organism: Beta vulgaris subsp. vulgaris (sugar beet)
Lineage: Eukaryota; Viridiplantae; Streptophyta; Magnoliopsida; Caryophyllales; Amaranthaceae
Exons: 4
Coding region: 495-5321 (1608 amino acids)
Source: RefSeq, a predicted model, not a curated record
AGGAAUUAAAAAGAGUUAAACCACAAUGUUUGAGAUACGGUACCAAUCUCUCUCUUCUCAAGUAGUCUUCUCUUGAAUACACUUUUUUUUCUCUCUCCUCUUUUCUUUUUCUUAUCUUCUCUCUCUUCUCUCAGCACUCUUCUCUUUCCCCCCUGAACCCCAUUUCCUCAGCAAUCCAAGAUUUUCCCACAAAAACCCAAUCUUCUUCUUCUUUUCCCACACAAACCAGAACUCCUAAGAUUUUAGGAGAGAGAAAAUCAAAAUAAAUAAACCCACAACAACAAACUCCAUUGUUGCCCCCUCUUCUUCUUUUUCUUAAGAUCCACCUACAAAUUUCCCACCUUUUUUUUCUUUUGGCAAAAUUAACACCUGGGUUUUCUCUAUUUUAUCUUAAUUUGUAAAGGGUAUUCCCCAGAUUUGAACGAAGAGUUUUAUUUGGUAUUGUAUUUUGUGAUGCGAUUAUUAUUAAUAGAAGAAGAGGAGAGAGAAAAUUGAUGCCGCCGGAGCCAUUGCCUUGGGAUCGGAAGGAGUUGUUUAGGGAAAGGAAUCACGGCCACGAAUUUGGAAGUGGGCCACCUUCUUCUAGAUGGAGAGAUUCUUCUUCUUCUUCCUCUUAUGCCGGAUCCCGCAACACCAACAACAACAACAACAACAAUGAGUAUUCGCCUCGUUGGGGUUUUCCGUCUUCAGAGUUUCGUCGACCACCUGGUCAUGGUAAGCAGGGUGGGUGGCAUAUGUACUCGGAGGAUCAUGGGUAUUCGACCCCUCGUUCGAGUGAUCGUUUUUUAGAUGAUGAUGUGUUUAGACCAUCUGGUGUGCGGGGUGAUGGAAGAUACAGUAGAGGUUAUAGGGAAAAUCGUUCCCAUUUUGGCCAGAAAGAUUGGAGAAGUCAUUCUUGGGAAGCCAACCACCAUCAUAGCGCUCCGUCUAAUGGAGUAGUCAGGCCUCAUAUUAUUAAUGAUCAGAGAUCAGUUGAUUCACCUAUGCGUGCUUCUCAUCCGCAUUCUGAUACUUGCGAUCAGGUUCAUACAAAGGACCAGACUGAUAAAAUGAGUGAUGCUAAUGGGUCUGGCAUGGGCCAGAGAGGUGAUAAAGAGAACUUGCUGGGAUCCGUUGAUUGGAAGCCUCUUAAGUGGUCUCGUUCGGGAAGCCUGACAUCGAGGGGUUCUGGUUUUAGUCAUUCAAGUAGCUCCAAGAGUAUGGGAGGAGAGUCUAGUGAUGUCAAGGUUGAUUUGCCCCCAAAGAAUGUUACCCCCGUUCGAUCCCCUUCUGGGGAUGCUGUUGCUUGCACGCCCUCAGCUGCUCCUCUGGAAGAUACAUCUUCAAGGAAGAAGCCACGGCUUGGAUGGGGGGAGGGGCUGGCAAAGUAUGAGAAAAAGAAAGUUGGCCCAGAAGACAAUGUAAACAAGGCUGGAAAUGCAACUUCACUUGGUAAUGUGGAACCCUCACAUUCACUUGCGUCAAAUAUGGCUGACAAGAGUCCCAAGGUUAUGGGUUUCUCUGAUUGUUCGUCACCUGCGACACCAUCAUCUUUUGCCUGCAGUUCCUCACCAGGACUGGAAGAGAAGACAUAUGGGAAAGCAAUUGAUGCUGAUGGUGAUGCUAGUAACUUCAGUGUAUCAUCAAUGCCUGUGCCUGAGCCUGAGCCUGAGCCUCAGAGUCAGCCUGAAGCAUCACAUUUUACUUUGGAAAAAUUGGAACUGAACUCAAUCACCAACUUGGGUUCCUUGCUCAGUGAACUGCUACAGGUAGAUGAUCAAUGCUCGCAUGAUUCUGGUUUUAUGAGAUCCUCGGCUUCGAACAAACUGCUGUUGUGGAAAGGUGAUAUCUCAAAGACAUUAGAGUUGACUGAAACUGAAAUUGAUUCACUUGAAAAUGAACUGACGUCGUUGAAGUCUGAUACUGUUCAAACCCUUGAUUGUCCUGCGGCUCCUGCCUCUUCCAAUUCAAGGCCCGUGGAUUAUAAAGAUGGACCAAGAGAUGUCGUAAAUGUCUUUCCUCGACCAGAACCUUUGGAAGUGGUCUUGAAUGGAGAUAUUAUGGAAGACAGACCUCCUUGUGAUGAUGACAGAGGACUUCAAGCAGAAAGCAAGGAUGAAGAUAUUGAUAGUCCUGGAACUGCCACGUCAAAAUUUGUGGAAUCUCCUCUUCAAAAAUCAGUCUCCCUUGAGGUGUGCAAAAAUUCGUCUGCGGAGACUGGGUUUCUUGAAUUUACUAAAAGCAAAAUUGAACCGGCUUCGUGUGUGGAUGAGGCAGAUGUUGGUACAUCUUGUCAAGGCCAUGAUAGAAUUUUGGACCAAGAUGAUAACAGUAUUGCACUUGGGAUUGAACAGCCUGUCAUCUGUGAUAAUAUGGAGGACAAUAGAUAUGAUGCAAUACUAGGUUCUAAUAAGGAAUCUGCUGACAGGGCUGCUGAAGCGCUGCGUAAGUUGUUGCCUCAUAGUGAUUAUUCGGUGGAAGCUAAUAGAGGAUCUUGUUUGCCAGCUGAUUCCACGAUAAAAGAGAAGUUUCUGAAAAGGAAGCGGUUUCUCAGAUUUAAAGAGAGAGUGUUAUCAUUAAAAUACAGAGCUUUUCAUCACCUCUGGAAGGAGGACUUACGCUUGCUGUCUUUAAGAACUCAUCGUGCAAAGCCACACAAAAAGCUAGAUCUAAGUUCACGCUCACUGCAAAUUGGAAGUCAGAAGCAUCGAUCUUCAAUACGUUCACGUUUUGCUUCACCAGCUGGAAGUUUAAGCCUGGUUCCGACAACAGAGAUCAUUAACUUUACAGGCAAGCUGCUCUCUGAUUCUGAGGUCAAGGUUUAUAGGAGUAGUUUGAAGAUGCCACCUAUGAUCUUGGAUGACAAAGAGAAGAUGGCAAGGUUUGUGUCAAGUAAUGGAUUAGUUGAAGAUCCCUGUGCAGUUGAGAAGGAGAGAGCUUUAAUUAAUCCAUGGACUAUUGAAGAGAAAGAAAUUUUCAUGGAUAAGCUAGCAACCCAUGGGAAGGAUUUUCCGAAGAUUGCUUCAUUUCUUGAGCACAAGACAACAGCUGAUUGCAUCGAGUUUUAUUACAAGAAUCAUAAAUCAGAAUGCUUCCAGAAAAUCAAGAACCUAGAAGGGAAAAAGCAAGGAAAGCCUUUAUCUUCCAAUACAUAUCUAGUGACAUCUGGGAAGAAAUGGAGUAGGGAGAUGAAUGCUGCUUCCCUUGAUAUUUUGGGUGCAGCUUCAGUUAUUGCAGCUCAAGCUGAUCAGGACUUCGAAACUUCAAAAUUGCUUUUAGGAAAAUCUAGCAACCGGAAGUCUAGAGAGUCAGAUGGCAACAUUGAAGCAUCAAGUAGUUUUUAUGGUGCUGAGCAUGAAAGAGAGACUGCCGCUGCUGAUGUAUUGGCUGGCAUAUGUGGUUCGUUAUCAUCAGAGGCAAUGAGCUCCUGUAUUACUAGUUCUGUUGAUCCUGUCGAGGGUAAUCAGGACUGGAAGCACCAAAAGAUUGGUUCCAUUAGGAGGCCUUUGACACCAGAGGUCACGCAGAAUGUUGAUGAUGAUACAUGUUCCGAUGAAAGCUGUGGAGAGAUGGACCCUGCUGACUGGACAGAUGAUGAGAAGUCUUUGUUUGUACGGGCAUUCUCAUCUCAUGGUAAGGACUUUCUGAUGAUUUCUCGAUUUGUAAGGACAAAGUCAAGGGAUCAGUGCAAAGUCUUCUUUAGUAAGGCACGCAAGUGUCUUGGUCUGGACACCUUACAGACUGGAUCUGGCAUCGGAGGAAUUCAUGCAAGCAUUGAUGGAAAUGGGGAGGGAAGUGACAAUGAUGAUGGUGGUGGUAUUGCAGAGACAGGGUCCAUUGUUUGCAGUGAUAAAUCAGGUUCCAGAAUAGAUGAAGACCUGCUACUGCAUGUUAACCAAGAUGUGUCCAAGCCUGAAGCUGCUGUUGCUGAUUUGAACAUUUCGGAAGAUAAUUGUGGUCCAGGACAGUUAGAUCACAAAGAUGCAGGUUUGGGACUGGAAGAUUUGCUUCCUCAUGGUCAUCUGGCAGAUGUCUCAGGUCCUAUUGUUAGUAGUGGGGUGGUUGAUGUGCUAGUUAAGGCCUCGGUUGAUACCCAAAGAUCUGGAAUUCAUUUAAUUGUCCAGGAUGACAAGUCUAAGAUGAAUGCAGUAAAUUGUAAAAGUGCUGCUGAAGCUAUGCCUCACGUUGCAGGUGUUGCUAUGGACAUGGAAGCAGGUUCUGGAAUCUCUAACAGGAAAUCAGAAGUGCAUGUAACUUCUGUACCAAUUGAGCUGUCGAGUCCUGGUGAUGGGCUGUUCAGACCAUCGGCUUCUGGGGAUAAUGUGCAUCCUCUCCAGUCUGGUAGCUCUAUGAUGAAUGAAGGUGAACCUCAUCGUGAUUUAAAAGGUUUCCCAUUAGAUUUGUCAAUUAAGGCAGAGUUGCAUGAUGUUAUCACUCACACUGUUGGAUCUGAGAGCAUUGAUCAUUCAUUUCAAGAUUCUUUUCUUAGAAAAUGUAGUCGAACUGCAUCUCAUUCAGUUGCGGAGCUUCCUCUCCUUCAACAGAGGGAAGGUGGUCUUGGGUCCAGCUUUUCUUCAAAAACCGAAAAGCCAGGUAGAAAUGGUGAUGUUAAGUUAUUUGGAAAGAUUCUGAGCAAACCAUCUUCAGAUGAGAAGGCUAGGCACCAUUCAGCUUCAUGUGGCAAGUUUGACAUGAUGAAGUUGGCUACUAAUCAAGAUUUAAAAGGACAAACUAAUUCUACGUGCCUUGCUGAUGACCACAAUAGCUUCCUGGGCCUAGAGAAUGUUCCAAUCAGGAGCUAUGGUUUUUGGGAUGGAACUAAAAUACAGACUGGGUUUUCAUCUUUGCCAGAUUCAGCUUUGCUGCUGGCUAAGUAUCCGGGUGCUUUUACUAAUUACUCAAAGUUGUCGGAGCAACAGCCCUUGCAAGUAGGAGUGGAUGGUAAUGAGUGCAAUAUGAAUGGUGCUUGUGUCUUCUCACCAAGGGAAUUUAGCAGCAGCAACUGUGGUAGUGUUAUAGAUUAUACAGUCCUAAGGCAAGACAGUCUGCAGCCAUUCAGACUGGAUAUGAAGCAAAGGCAUCCAGAUGUAUUUCCGGAGGUACAAAGGAACGGUUUUGAGGCCGUGUCCAGUUUACAGCAACAGGGAAAGGGGACAUUGAAUGUUGUACAGGGAGGAGACAUUCUUGGAGGUUCAUGCUCCGGGAUUUCAGAUCCUGUGGCGGCACUGAAGUUGCAUUAUGCCAGUCACCAGUAUGGUGGUGGUGGUGGUGGUAGUGGUGCAGUGAACGGGAUUAUUAGGGAGGAAAGUUGGAGUCGUCAAGGAGGAGAUGUAGGGAGGUAGUAGGAACGCCAGGGGCCGGUCUUUAAUAGAGGAAGGACGGCCCUGGGUGGCGGCAAAUCGUCUUUGUUUGCCACAAGUUGUACAUUAGGUUUUUGUAUUGUUGAAUUCGUCGCCUUUGUUUUACCUUAAAGAUUUAAUUUAGGUCCCCUUAGAUUGCUUUGUAAUAUUGCAGGGUUUGCAUUUGUUGUAUUUGAUGGAAAAUACGAGAAAUAACCUGGGAAAUUUUGGGAGGUGAGGAAUUUACAGUCAAUCUUAUGGCCUCCUUCCAUCUGUCAACAGAUCAGUAGUCUGAUGUUUUUGUUCAUAAGUAGUUCCAAGUUUAAUUUAAGAGAGCACAAAAUUCUGGCCUUC